UUUACUUCCCAAGAAUUGAAACUGAAAGCUUAAAUGUUGAGAGUAGUACGGCGUGUAACAUUGCGACUGUACGCUAAAACUAUUUCAGACUUGUAUACAUAUAAUUUAAAUUUUGGUAAUUUCGCUUGUGUAGUGCGUAAUCUUUAUUGUAACCCACCGUUUCUGACCAAGUUUCCUUACCAAAAUUUAUUUUCCACGUUUAGCGAUAUGGAUUUCUCUCAAUCAAAAGCCAAAUAUCUAAGUAUGGGACUGGAUGAGAAAAGGACCCAUUAUCAGUGCAAGUCAAAGUAUGUGACCCUGAAAGGUAUACCAACAUGGGCAAAAUAUUCAGCAAAUAUUACAAAAACUCAAUCUACUUCAGAGUAUACCAAGAAUCCAAAUUUGAAUGAAAGAAUUUCUAUUUUUGUUGGAGAUAUUACUGCUUUAGAAAUAGAUGCUAUUGUUAAUGCAGCUAAUAAUUCUCUCAGAGGUGGAGGUGGAGUGGAUGGAGCUAUUCAUAGAGCUGCAGGGCCAGACCUUUUAGCUGAAUGUUGCACACUUGGAGGCUGUCCUACUGGUGAAGCUAAGCUUACUGGAGGAUAUAAACUUCCUGCCAAAUAUGUGAUACACACUGUUGGCCCUGUCGGAGAGAAACCCGACUUGCUAAAAAAUUGUUAUUUCAAUUCCUUAAAUCUUGUCAAAGAAAAUGGGCUGCGUAGUGUAGCAUUUCCAUGUAUUUCAACAGGAGUAUAUGGCUAUCCAAAUGAAAAUGCAGCACAUGUUGCUCUGAAAACAGUUAGGGAGUUCUUGGAGAAAAAUGAAUUGUCUUUUGAUCGAGUAAUUUUCUGCCUUUUCUUGCCUGUGGAUGUCAAAAUAUAUGAAUCGCUGACACAGCAGUAUUUUCCAGUCUAAAAGGUACAUGGAAAAUACUAGGAAUAAUGCUUUUGAAACUUUGUGCAUUGGAUUCUUAGUCAGUCAUCUAAUGCAUCUUCAGUGAAAUUUUCUCUAAAUAUAUGUUAUAUUGUAAAAAUUGUUAAUUCUUUAACUGCUCUGCAUUAAAUUGUUUCUCAUAAAAA
Messenger RNA from Stegodyphus dumicola, 1055 nucleotides. RefSeq lists its product as uncharacterized. The record is from RefSeq and is a predicted model, not a curated record. Gene Ontology annotation, molecular function: ADP-ribosylglutamate-[protein] hydrolase activity. Gene Ontology annotation, biological process: DNA damage response; purine nucleoside metabolic process; peptidyl-glutamate ADP-deribosylation. Gene Ontology annotation, cellular component: nucleoplasm. NCBI's taxonomy places the organism in Eukaryota, Metazoa, Arthropoda, Arachnida, Araneae, Eresidae.